This is a messenger RNA of Manis pentadactyla (Chinese pangolin), 4513 nucleotides long. It is a transcript of the gene CPA3, whose product is annotated as carboxypeptidase A3. Gene Ontology annotation, molecular function: zinc ion binding; metallocarboxypeptidase activity. Gene Ontology annotation, biological process: proteolysis. NCBI's taxonomy places the organism in Eukaryota, Metazoa, Chordata, Mammalia, Pholidota, Manidae. The record is from RefSeq and is a predicted model, not a curated record.
UCAAAGCAUAAAACUGGAAGAGGGUCUUGGGGCAAGCAGAGAACCAUGUGGUUCAUCCUGCCCGUGGGUUUGAUGGCCACCACCCUUGCGAUUGCUCCUGUCCAUUUUGACAGGGAGAAGGUGCUGCGCGUGAAGCCCCAGGAUGAAAAACAAGCAAGCAUCAUAAAAGAUUUGGCCAAAACCAACCAGCUUGACUUCUGGUAUCCAGACGCCACCCACCACAUAGCUGCUAACAUGACAGUCGACUUCCAAGUUAGUGAAAAGGAAUCCCAGUCCAUCCAGUCUGCCUUGGAGCAAAAUAAAAUGCACUAUGAAAUCUUGAUUCAUGAUCUGCAAAAAGAGAUUGAGAAACAGUUUGAUGUGAAAGAAGACAGCAAGCACAGCUAUGCAAAAUACAAUAACUGGGACAAGAUUGUUGCUUGGAUGGAUAAAAUGGUGCAGAAGCGUCCUGAAAUGGUCUCUCAUAUUAAGAUUGGAACUACUGUUGAAGAUAACCCACUAUAUGUUCUCAAGAUUGGGACAAAAGAAGAAAGAAGAAAGGCUAUUUUUAUGGAUUGUGGCAUUCAUGCACAAGAAUGGAUCUCCCCAGCAUUCUGCCAGUGGUUUGUCUAUCAGGCAACCAAAACUUAUGGAAAAAACAAAAUUAUGACCAAACUCCUGGACCAAAUGAAUUUUUAUGUUCUUCCUGUGUUCAACGUUGAUGGAUAUAUUUGGUCAUGGACACAGAACCGCAUGUGGAGAAAAAAUCGUUCUAAGAAUCAAAACUCCAAAUGCAUCGGCACUGACCUCAAUAGGAACUUUAAUGCCUCAUGGAACUCAUUUCCCAACAGUAAGGACCCAUGUGAGGAUAUCUAUCGGGGCCGUGCACCAGAGUCGGAGAGAGAGACGAAAGCUGUUACUGACUUCAUUCAAAGCCACCUAAAAUCACUCAAGGCCUACAUCACCUUUCAUUCCUACUCCCAGAUGCUACUGUUUCCCUACGGAUAUACAACAGAACUGCCACCUAACCACGAGGACCUGGUCAAAGUUGCAAAGAUUGGCACUGAUGUUCUAUCAACUCGAUAUGAAAGCCACUACAUCUAUGGCCCAAUAGCAACAACAAUUUACCCGACAUCAGGUUCUUCUUUAGACUGGGCUUACAACCUGGGCAUCAAACACACAUUUGCCUUUGAGCUCCGAGAUAAAGGCAAAUUUGGUUUUCUCCUUCUAGAAUCUUGGAUAAAGUCAACCUGCAAAGAAACCAUGCUAGCUGUCCAAUUUAUUGCCAAGUAUAUCCUCAGGCAUACUUCCUAACUGCCCUCAGUUUGGAAUAAGCCAGUUAAUCCUUCUUUGUGCCUUUCACCAGAAAGUUAGUCUUCAGUUAUCCCUAGAUGUAGUUUCCACAUCACCUGACUGGGUCCCUCUCUUGCUCACUUAAGCCCAAUAGUAUUUCUUUUUGCUUUUAUUUACUGUCAGUUGCACCUUAACAAAUAGCAUUAAGUGAAACCUUUUAACUACCUUUCUCUGUUUCAAGUUUGAACCCAGCACAAAGUAUUACUUCAAGUACUUUGACAGGUGAUAUACAGUGGAUCACAGAAAAGAAAUGAGAACCCUUAGUUUCUGCAGAAUCAAAUUAUCCAUGUGGCUCAAUCUUUCCAUGUGCUCAUAUAAUAAAAAUAAAGCACAAUCUUCUGUUUUUGACAAACUAUAUUCUCUACAUUUCUCUAGAAGCAUUAAUAACCGAGUAUUAAUACUUUUCAUACAGUCUAUGAAUAAGAAAGUAUAUCUUCAGUUUUCAAAAACAUUUUGCUUACAUAUAUAUUUUUUUAGUAAAACUAGACAUUGUUUAUAUCGUCACAAUAGCAAAAGGAUGUCCUAGCAGGAAAUAAAGUGGUUCAUAUAGAGACGAAUCUCAGUGCUUUAAACAAAAAAUCCAGUUCCCAUCAACAUAAUGUACAUUAAAUUCAAAACAGUUUAAUCUAACCUAUCACAAUCAGAGGAAACCACCUGCCACAACAUCCCUUGACCAAGGACAAUCAGAAGAAUUUAUUGCUUUUAUAGUCUAUAAUUCCGUUGUUUAAGAUAGUGUUACAAAAUACCUUUCCCCAACCUUAAUUCUCCAACACAUCAUCAUUUGAAGUACAAAAUGCCAUCCUCCUUACCAAGCAUAAUCUCUUUCUUCCUUUACAUUGGUGUCCAUACAUUCUAAAAAUCCAAAACCCAGAUGAUUGACCAGAACUUGAGGGACAAGUAGAGACUUCCUUGAUUUCCUACAAACUACUUCUCAGAAUAUUCUAGACAAAAUUUUUGAGAAUCCUGAAAGAUUCUGAGAAACCAAGUCAACAAAAAACCUGAGACAUUCCUCAUGAAUCCUUUACGGGCCCACAAAAGAAAGAGUGCCAUCAUAUCUACAAGAUAACGGUGUCUCUGACAAUUAAGGAGAUAGGUAAAAGUUUCCCAUGCAAAUUGUCUAGAGGAAACCAAUCAAACAAAAUUUCUUUACAGGUAGAGGGAAAGGUGACAGAGUCAAUAAAGUAAAAGACAAAACUGUGGUUAUAAGGUUAAAUUGUCCCUUAGAAGAAAUAUAAUGUCUAUAUCUAAACAUUCAGCAUUCAAAACCAGCUCAGAACACAGAAAUGUAAAUUUAUUCCAUUAAAUAUGCCAUAUGGAAUUACAUACUUAUGCACACUUGCUACUCAACUAAGGACUGAAAGAAAGUCUAACCUUAAAAUUUACAUAAAUAUUUCUAAUUCCACUGAGUCUUUAGCUGUAGGUGACAGAGAUAAUACCAACUGUUGAAUAUCAUCUGGGUUCAUCCACUAUUCAGAUUAUAAAAUAACACAAAAGUUCUACAUACCAUUUUAUUUGAGCUGUUAUGGGGUUUAAUGAUUCUUUCCUUAAUCAGAGAAAAAUCAUUUCAAUGGCUAAAAUAAAAAAUCCUAACAAGACCAUUCUUUAUCUUAACUGAAUAGCUUUUGCAUGACAUGCCAGGAUAUUUUACUUCUUUGACUUAUGAUCUGCAAAACUAUAUAUGUGAAGAAAAAUAUCUACUUUAAAAUUUAAAAACUAAAAUUUCAUUUUAUUUAUAGGAAUGUUUGUGUAGUCAGUGCUGUAAGCCUCCCCUUGUCAUUUCUCAUUUAUCAGAAAAGGCUUUGUACCCAAGUUAUAGUUUGUACUGUCUCUUACAAAGUUCUUGACAAUACAACACACAAAAAACCUAAAUCAUCAUUCCCUUUUGAGUUUUCUUAGCACCAAAUUCACUCAAGGAAUACUGCUUCAUAUUUUGAAAUUUUAUUUUUUCAUGGCAAUGGUCUGGACUGAGACACAAGUCUCCAAUAUCUAAGAAGAUGAAACAUCUUACUGAAUAUUUUUUACUAAUGCAAACAAAUGAGUUUCCAGUGGGCAUUAUGACUCCAAGCUGAUUAUAAAAUGUCAUGUCAGCAGUACUGUCCCCAUAUCCAACAUAUUGUAUACAUUCCUAUAACUAUGUAGGUGCUCAUUGGCUAAGUAAACAUUUGGCUUUUGACAAGAGUUUCUGUUUCUCAUUUAAGACAAAUAUCUAUCCCUGAUUUUCUUUGAAUGACAAAAAUAAGUGAGUAAUUCCCAGAGAAACUUGCAACAGAUUACUGAGAAUACACAAAUUCUCUCUGUUCUCAGGCUCUUCCCUAUCAACUUGUUCUUGUAAAGGUGUUUACAUAGUUUUGGUCAUUCCAAAUGGAUGGAUAUUUGGCUUUCCUAGACAUGGGAAAGAUCAAAGACAAAGAAUUCUUUUUGAUUCCACCCUGUGGUUCUCAGUACUAUAAACUAACCUUUUACUUUUAAUAUAGAAAAUAUAAAAAGGAGUUUUCCUAAAAGAAAUUAUGCAUUGGUUCCAAAAAUCUGCAAUGAAAUAAGGUAGUAUUAAAUUGAUCAUGAUCUCCCAGGAUACAAAUAAUAAAAAGCAGCAGCAGUAAGCAAUCUCAGUAAGACACUCAUUUAUUUGAGCAUCUAUAAGAAGCAAUGGAAUCACCUCACACCACUUAGAAUGGCCACCAACCGAAAGACAAGAAAUAACAAGUGUUGGGCAGUAUGUGGAAAAAGGGAACCCUCUACACUGUUGGUGGGAAUGCAAUUGGUACAGCUAAUAUGGAAAGCAGUAUGGAGGUCCCUCAAAAAACUAAGAAAUAGAAAUACCAUACUAUCCAGUAAUUUUACUUUCAGAAAUUUGCCCAAAGGAAACAAAAUUCCUGAUUUGAAAAGAUAUAUGCACCCCUAUGUUUAUUGCUGCAUUAUUUACAAUAGCCAAGAUAUGGAAGCAACCUAAGUGUCCAUCGGUAGAUGAAUAGAUAAAGAAGAUGUGGUACAUAUACACAAUGUUAUUCAGCCCUAAAAGGAAAAGAAAUCCUGCCAUUUGCAAGAACAUGGAUGGAUCUAGAGGGUAUUAUGCGGAGUGAAAAAAGCCAGGCAGAGAAAGACAAAUACCACAUGAUUUCAUUUAUUUAUGGAAUCUAAAAACAAAACAGCAGUAGACUCAUAGAUGCUGAGAAGUGACUGG